UUGGUGGUGCUGUUCACGAAACUGUCUGAAUUUACAUUCACCUUUGGACAUCUUUUGUCCUAAAGAUCAUUAAUAUUUUAUUUAUCAUACGCAAAUGUCGACAGCUAUGUAAUUAAAAAUGUUUCAUGCAAUACAGCCACUUCAAGUUUAGCUAUGUACCUAUCUAUAUUUACGAGUAUUAUGUAGGCUAACUUCCCCCAUAAGUGGGUACAUACAUUUUAUACAAAUCUCAAAGUUUUCACACGAAUACUUAUUUAACUUUACUCAUUAUGCAAAUUUAGUUACAAAAUCUGGAAGCUCACUCAUGCACGUAAUAAUCGAGUACAUUGGUUUAAAAUCGACUGGGCUUGAUCUGUUGUGUUUGAAUUGGCUCCUGAACAUCGCUAUGAUUACUGUGUAAUUGAGUCGUUUAUUUUACCCGUGUAAAUAAAUAAAGCGUUGUACAGCACUUUAUGUUUAACAAUUUCAAGUAUCAUCAACACUCGAUCAUGAGCGUCAUGAGCAAUAUGCAGUACAAUGUACAUACAUAUGUGUUAAAAUUUGCAAAUGCAUCACGUGAAUAAUAUUCUUCUGUCAAUCAUGUUUGUGUCCAUCAAGAUAAAUAAAUUAAAUAAGUGCCAAUCGGUGAACGAUUGAACACGACGACAUCUCACAGAUCCGUAUUCUUUAUCUGCCCUGCCCUAAAAGUAAGGAUUAUUAAUUUAAUGGCUUCCGCCACUCAGUACGUCUUGACCCUGCUGAUCUUAGCAGCAGUUCUCAUCAAUGAAAGAUCUGCCAGUCCAACCCGAAAUGUGACAAAAGUUUUAAAACAGGGUGGUAAGAAGGUCUACGCUCACGUGAUGCCGUGGUUCGAAACUAAGGAAAGCUCAGGAAAUGGGCAGUGGGGAAUUCACUGGACAAUGGCCACAAGAAACCCUGACAAUGUUGACGGAACUGGUCGUAGAGAAAUCGCUGCCUAUUACUAUCCCGACAUCAACCUCUACCCCAGUGGUGCUGAAGGGCUGAUCGACUAUCAAAUCCAGCAGAUGAAAUAUGCAGGAAUUGACGGCGUCCUGAUGGACUGGCCUGGCACUGCGCAGGCGUACGACUACCCAAAAAAUGCUCAAAACGCACAUAACUUUAUCCAAAAACUGGAAGCGGGAACCGAUCAGUCCCAAGGUUCCUGUCGUUGUCUGCCAUAAAAAUUUAUGAGGCUUUUAACAUUUAAAUAGCAAAUAAAUAUAUACAAAUCGGUGCAAAUAUGUUUCAUCCAGACAAAUGUACAUAUUUAUAGUUUACUGUGUAGUAUAUAACUGGAAAAAUUGCAAUUAGGUAUUUCAUCACAAAAGGUAAACUAAAGGUAUUACUAAUUUCCUAAACAAUAUUCUGCAUUGUUGAGAUAUUGUGACGCGAAAAAGGAACGAAGGACGCGUCUAAAGUUAGUGAUAAGAAAUCUAUUUCUGGACACUUUACUCAAUAUCACCUGAUGUGAGCGUGGCGUGGGGACGCCUUACAAAAUAGCAUAAAUAUUAGACUCUUUCUCUAUUCGACAACCACUUCAUUUCUGGCAGUCGAAGAGGUCAGUCAUUAUUAGUUCGAAGGAUCAAUUGUCUAGUGAUUUCGAUAUUUUUACACUGUCGUCAUGUCCGAGAAAGGCAGAAAAAUAGAGGGGAAAGCGAGUGAGAAGCCUCUUCCGACCAAGAAAAGAAGAUACUCUACAAGCGCACAACAACAACCACCAAAUAAAAGUCACGUUUUGGUACAAUACAGGGGUCGUUCACUGGAAUUCGUAGUCCCAGAAGCACUUCGGAGUGAGGAUCCCCAAGGACUCACGUUCCAAGUGACCGUUCUACACGGUGAUGGUGAUGACCCAGUUCAGUUAGAUUUAGUAGAGCGUGAAGAAAUGUGGUCUGGGAGGCCGGAGGGCGUGACAAUGUCCAUUUUCGAAGCUUUUAAAGCUCAUCUUCGUUGGGGCGAGCAGCCGGGUGAAACGGAUAUGCUCAUGGACUCAUCCCCUCAAUUUCUCGCCAUGAUGACAGAGAUAGGAGACAACCCAUCAAAGCCCGUCUGCAGUUUGAAACGGAGCGAUGGAACGGUGACCAGGAUUCAUCACAACGGUCAGGACGUUAUGGUGAGGUGGUUCAAAGGCACCAACGUCUACUUCAAAGUAAAGGUUGAAGGGCAAAAGUUCAUGUGGGGCUCGAAAACAGGAGAAGGUGGUGCCCAUAAAAUCUGCACCGUUAAAUCUUGCUGGUCCAUUUCAAAAGAUCGAAUUUUUGGAUAUUGCAGACCUCACUCGGAGAAGACUGAGGAGGUCAUGUUGCUCAGAGAUGUGAAAAAUUACACCAAUCCUAACAUCGUAGUAUUCUGCCCAACUCUGAAAAUGACCACCUAUACAGAGGAGGACAUCAACGAGUACGUGAGGAACGCGUGCACACGUGCCUCGUAUCAUACUUUGGACAAGUACAUGACCGACAGAGUGAAGGUGACGAAAGAUGAGUAUCCGGAUACGUGGGAGAAUAUUGUCCCGUUUUGGUUCGAGAUUGACCAGUCCCUCCAAAUGAAAACCACACAAGCAACACGACGUUAUAAUGUAAUUAGUGUCGGGACGUCACUUUUGGUCCAUUUCCAUAAUUUGGCCUGUCCAGCACUGGCGGACCAAGUAUUUCUGCAGAUGAAAGCCAUUCAUUUUUUGGGGGCGGAUUCUCAGUUCUGGGACGAGGUGUUCCAAUUCGUCGAUAAGAAUGGGUUGAAGUUCUUCACUUCUCCGCUGCCUCCCGACUACGACUUCCGUCAGACCCAGUAUUUCCCACCAGAAGACAAAAUUGUGAAAACCCUGCCUUACAGCUACCAAGGGCAUGACGAAGGAGGAGGAAUUUACGACGGCGCUACAUCAACAACGAUAUCGAUGGCAGGAUUUGGGAGUAACACGCACCGAACUCACAAGAAGACGGCUCUGACGGGGUUGGAGCACACGAUUGUCCCAUUGUUUCAAGAAAUUUUGGAUGACACGGCCGAGAUGGAUAAGACCGCUCUCCAGGCUGAAUAUUUAGGAAGCCUCUCCACCAUAAUCGCUUCGAUGUUAAAGUUGAAGAAAGAUGGUCAUCACAUUCGUCCCAUUAUUGAGCAGAUUGACCAACACUUUAACAGCGUCAAAUAUCCUGAGUUGCUGGACAUGGUAUUCGCCAUGCGUACCGGUUUGAAACUCAACGUAAACGUGGAACCCUUGCUCAUCGUAGACGGGAAACCGGAGAUUAUUUUUUAAAUCUUGUAACCGACUGUAUUUGUAUUGAUUUCGUAAUAUUGUUGUGAUUGUACAUUUUCAAUAUAUUCAAAUGUACUAUAUGAUCUGUUUUCUAAUUGGACCAUUAUGCAGCAUUUGUACAUUUCUAUGUAAUUACUAUUUUCUGCUUACAUAAAUAAAUGAAUUUCGCAAUUCAAUAUUUACCUUCCAA
Molecule: messenger RNA, 3434 nt
Organism: Folsomia candida
Lineage: Eukaryota; Metazoa; Arthropoda; Collembola; Entomobryomorpha; Isotomidae
Exons: 5
Coding region: 1622-3244 (540 amino acids)
Source: RefSeq, a predicted model, not a curated record